This is a messenger RNA of Culex quinquefasciatus (southern house mosquito), 626 nucleotides long. RefSeq lists its product as uncharacterized. The coding region runs from base 54 to 527 and encodes 157 amino acids. NCBI's taxonomy places the organism in Eukaryota, Metazoa, Arthropoda, Insecta, Diptera, Culicidae. The transcript has 2 exons. The record is from RefSeq and is a predicted model, not a curated record.
CAUUAAACUGUAAAAAAAAGAAAAAGAAACAAUUAGUCAACUAAAUCAAGACAAUGUUGCAAAUGAAUUACCGAAAUUUGAAAGGAAUUGGCCAGGACCGCGGACUUAAUUCGAUUGUGCUGGACCUUCCGGCGGGCAUGUUCAUCCAGCGUCGUUCCGCGGGAACUUGCAGGGUGGCGACCUUCCGGCAAGGAUGUUCAUCCAGCGUCGUUUCGCGGGAACUUGCAGGUGCCGACCUUCCGUCGAGCAUGUUCGUCCAGCUUCGUUCCGCGCGAACUUGCAGGUUGGCGACCUUCCGGCGAGCAUGUUUGUCCGGCGUCGUCUCGCGAGAACUUGCUGGUGUGGACCGUCCAUCGAGCAUGUUCGUCCAGGGUCGUCCCGUGGGAACAUGCAGGUGCCGACCAUGUUCGUCCAGCUUCGUUCCGCGGGAACUUGCUGGUGCGGACCGUCCGUCGAGCUUAUUCGUCCAGGGUCGUUCAGAGGGAACCGCCAUUGCCGUUCCGCAUGGCAAUUCCGGGUGGCAUUGAACUGUAAAAAAAAGAAAAAGAAACAAUUAGUCAACUAAAUCAAGACAAUGUUGCAAAUAAAUUACCGAAAUUUGAAAGGAAUUGGCCAGGACCGCGGAC